CGGGAGGAAACAGUUGUGUCAGAACUGGCCUCACAGCUGCACCGCGCGGAACGCCUUCCCUGCGGAAAGAUACGUCCGUCGACUAGUUAGUUUGGCGUGUGGAGACAGCAGGACUGCUGCAUUGUUGUGACGUGAGAAUAUGGCUACGAAGAAAGCUCCACCGGCAGCGACUUCAUCAGUCGCGGCAGAGCGCUGCUUCCCUCCGGGCUUCAUGUUUGGAGCCGCCACUGCCGCCUACCAGGUAGAAGGCGGCUGGAAUGCAGACGGGAAAGGUGAGAACAGCUGGGACCGAAUAACGCACACCCAUCCAGAGCUGGUCACAGAUGGUAGCAAUGGUGACAUCGCGUGUGAUUCAUACCACCGGUACAAAGAAGACGUGAAGGCCAUCAAAGAGAUGGGGAUGGAUUUCUAUCGUUUCUCCAUAAGCUGGGCACGUAUUUUACCUGAUGGAACCGCCAGUAACGUGAACGAGAAAGGAAUUGAUUACUACAGGACGAUGAUGACAGAACUCUUAGAUAAUGGGAUUCAGCCUAUGGUAACAAUGUUUCACUGGGAUCUUCCGCAACCACUGCAAGAGAUGGGAGGUUGGAUGAACCCUCUUAUGGCAGACUUCUUUGAGGACUAUGCAAGAGUACUUUUUUCACAGUUCGGAGACCUGGUGAAAUGGUGGAUUACCUUCAACGAGCCGGGCCACACAGCCAGAUCAUAUACCACUAACUUCAUUGUUCUGCCAUUCUAUGAAUUACGCAAGCAAGGAGCCAAUUACAUGGCUAUAGACACAAUUCUAAAGGCACACGCCAGGGUUUAUCACAUGUAUGACAAGGAAUUCCGCCCACGCCAAGGAGGUAAGGUGGGAAUAACAAUGCACACCUUUUGGUACGAGCCACCAAAUGAUACAGAGGAGGCCCGUGAAGCCUGUUCAGUAGCGAUUCAACUUGACCUUGGUAUCUUUACCCAUCCAAUAUUCAGCAAAACUGGAGACUACCCUGAAGUAGUGAAACGAAAGGUGGCUGCAGCAAGCCUGGCAGAUGGAUGGCGCAAGUCAAGACUUCCCGAGCUCUCGCAGGAGUGGAUUCGGAAGAUUAAGAAUACGGCAGACUUCUUUGGCUUGAACCACUACACAACAUAUUAUGCUGAGCUGUCAGAAAAUUCUCACUGGUGGCUUCAUGAUUCCGGUGUUCAUUUGUCACAGGAUCCCAAAUGGCCUGCUGCUGCAUCUUCAUGGCUGAGGAUAGUGCCCUGGGGUCUCAACAAAUUGCUGAACUGGAUCAAGAAUGAAUAUGACAAUCCACCUGUGAUGAUAACUGAGAAUGGCUUUUCUACAACUGGAGAAGAAGGGCUGCAUGACACACAAAGGAUCAACUAUUUCAUUAAAUAUCUGAAUGCAGUACUUGACUCAGUUGAUAAUGGAUGCAACAUCCUUGGCUACACAGUGUGGAGUGUUCUUGACAACUUUGAAUGGGCCAGGGGCUACAGUGAGAAAUUUGGUCUGUAUCAAGUUGACUUCAGUCAUCCACACAGAACGCGGACACCAAGAGACUCAGCAAAACUGAUUAAGGAUAUAUGUCAUUCAAGAAAAAUAGUUGCAAUUUCAUCCAAGCAAUGACUCAGUUCUUCUUCAGUGAGUGUAUUGUCCAGAGGGACUUGCAAGCUGUGCUGUUAUUUCCACUAUAUAAUGAUCUCUGUAAGGAUGUGUAGGUAAUUUUGCAUUUUUUUCUUUAGUACAUAGUGGAAGAACUGAGUAUAUAGUAGGUAUUAUUGGAAAUGUCUUCUUAUUAAAAAAGAACAACUACAUUUGUGCUUUUUCUCAUAAAGAUUCAGAAUUGCUUUUUUUUACAUGGUAAACCCAACAGUAUUUUCUCACCUUAUCCAGUUUAGGCAGGCUUAAAGCAAAUUCACAUGUAUGUUUAUUUUUUAAAGACAACUACUCUCCAACAGAUGAAUGGGCACAUAAAAGCAAAUAACAAGUCAAAAAACUGUGUUAAUUCUUGAGCUGUAUUAAUGAGCAUGUUCACAUUGUGGUAGGUUUAUUUCACCAGUCACCUCAGUAGCAGCAUCACUGUCUUCAACAACUGUUUCAGUAUCUGUAUGUCCAUACCCUAACCCUCUUCUGACCCCUACCCCAGCAACUACUGUUUUUUAACUAAGGAGUUCGGAAACAGUCCCUCCAGUAUAACCUUCAGAUUCACAAAUUUUCUAGCUUAAACUUCUGUCUGCUAGUCCCAUCUAUGGCCACGGCCUUCCCAGUCUGUACUACCCUUCCUACUCCCUUAACCUCCCUUUACCCCUACUGUAAACUCUUGCAUAAGGUAGAUUUUCCAGCAUGAGUCCCAAACGCUAUACUUACCAGCAUACGAAACUGGCUGACAUGUGGUGUAAGUAGUAUGUCCUCACAGAGUGGACACAAAGAAAAUGUUGUACAUAGCUAUAUGUACAAGAUUGUCACUGCAUAACUACUGCAUUUCCAAAUCUGCCAGGAAGUAUCCCUUGAGUCACUAAAACAUUAAGAAAAUAGUUCAAAGUUUGUCCUAUCAAUUCAACACAAGAGUUUAAUCCUGUAAGAGUAUAUAUAUAUAUAUAUAUACUCCUGUAAGAAUUCACUGUUAAAAAUAUUUACCAUCCCAUACCUCACUGCAGACUUCAAAAUAUAUAGUAAACUGAGCAGAUUUAUUCAUUGCUAUUCCCAGAUGGUAGCCUGUAUAUUUACAUAUUUCAUUGUUAUGCUGUAAAAAGUCUUUUGUCAUGUGAAGGGUUAUUACUCUACUAGAAAUACUGUCACAACCAGAUGAAUUGGCACUCUUUAACAAUAUAUUGGCUUUUCUUAUGGCAAAUAGGAUCACAAAAAUAAUGACAUGUUGAAGGGAGUCAUAUUUAAAAGAAUUAUAAACAUUCUCAAUAAGUGCAACCUAAUGUUUGAAAAUCGAAAUGGAUUCUUAAAAUGUAAAUCAACUAUCACAUCAGCUGCUCCAUUAACUGAAGCAGUAAUAUUUGACAUCAAGAACAAGUAAAAUGUUGCAGGUACAUACUCAACCUUGAGACACCUUUUGACUGUGUGAAUGCUACUAUCCUAUUAGCUAAGCUAUGGAACAUUGACAUCAGAGGCACUGCUCAUGACUUAACAAAGUCUUACUUGAGCAACAAAACCAGUUUGUACUACUUAAAAUUGAAAGUCAUGUCCACAAAUCCAAACUCGCUAAUAUAAAAUAUGGAGUGCCCCAGGGCUUUGUAUAGGGUCCUGUUCUGUUUUUGAUUUAUGUAAAUAACAAAACAUUUCACUCAAUGUUCCAAAGUAGUUUCGCAUGCAGAUAAUAUGCCUAUUGUGUGUAAAAAGAAAUCAUUUAACAAACUACACACCCAUUGUAAUAAUGCGACAAAUGAAACUUUUCAAUACUUUAAUAAAGCCACACAAAUGCAAGCACCAGGAAAACAUGGUUCAUGGAGUUCAGUAACAAUAGUUCCAAUGAUGAAAUUAAACUAUACACAGGCAAGAGUUGAGAGUAAAAUUCAUUGGCUUAACAAUUCAAAGCAACCUACAUGGGGACACAUGUGUUGACACUCUGUCAUUUAAAUUAUCUAAGAAUAUAUUUGCAGUUAAUAUGAUUAGCAAGUUCUGCAAAGAGACUGUUGUCCUAAAGACUUGAUAUCACGAUUUCUUUUCCUCUCACCAGAAUUAUGGAAUAGAAAUUUGGGGAGCAACAACCAAAGCAAAUCUAAAUAAGUUAUUGCUACUUCAAAACAGGGUUGUAAGAAACAUGUGCACAGUGAAAUAUAAGGGAUUAUGCCAUGGUUUGUUUCAAAAAACUAUUGUGUUAACUGUAGUAAACAAGUACAUUCUAAAAGCCACAUUACUUGUUAAAAGACAGCAGCCCAACAUUUGUUCUUAUUUCCAUGAGUAAAAUUGCAGAAAUAAAGAAAAAUUUUCAUAAGCAGCCACAGAACAGAACUCUAUGAAAAGGAUCCACAAUAUGCAGGUUUAGAAUUAGCAAAUGCACUGCCCAGUACAGUAAUGACCCUUCCCACAAUGAAGCUUAAAUUUCAGCUGAAGAAACUCCUUUUACAAGUUCCCUUUUACCACAUCAGAGGAAUAUCAUCCUUUCAUGCAAAAUAAGAAAUGCUUUGAAAAAAUAUAUAAAUAGUUUUAAGCAAACCAUUUUAUUUUUUGUAAUCUAAUCAUUUUGUUAAUCAAUUACAUAUUUAGAAGAAUGUAUUAUUGUAUUAUGCGUCAAGAAUUCUAACCUGUAUUAGUACAUAACCAAUGAAUCAUAUGAUGUUAAAUAAAGUAUUAUUAUUAUUAUUA
Messenger RNA from Schistocerca serialis cubense, 4297 nucleotides. Its product is annotated as myrosinase 1-like. Gene Ontology annotation, molecular function: beta-glucosidase activity. The record is from RefSeq and is a predicted model, not a curated record. Gene Ontology annotation, biological process: carbohydrate metabolic process. The transcript is spliced from 12 exons. The coding region runs from base 140 to 1606 and encodes 488 amino acids. Lineage: Eukaryota; Metazoa; Arthropoda; Insecta; Orthoptera; Acrididae.